Racocetra persica is the source of this 1410-nucleotide messenger RNA. NCBI's taxonomy places the organism in Eukaryota, Fungi, Glomeromycota, Glomeromycetes, Diversisporales, Gigasporaceae. The record is from the annotation of a GenBank genome assembly.
AUGUAUUUCUACUUAGCUGCAAUUAUUGCAUUUAUUAGCUACGCUUUUUACAAGUGUUAUAUUUAUCCCUUAUAUUUGUCUCCUUUACGUAAAAUUCCUGGCCCACCUGUUGACAAUAUUAUUCUUGGACACCAUGCUUCUUUUUUAAAUAAAGAACUAGGUGAAGCUUUUACUUACUUAUUAAAACAAUAUGGUGGGAUAGUUAAGUAUCACGGCUUAUUUAAUGAACCAAACAUAUUAAUUUCCGAUCCAAAACUUGUCCAACAAGUACUUGUAAAUCGUCCAUAUGAAUAUCCAAAGCUCUUUUUAAUCCCAAGCAUGGCAAAGGAAUUUUUUGGUGGUGAUGGUAUUUUACUUGCAGAGGGAGAUACUCAUAAACGACAAAGAAAAAUGAUGAGUCCUUCAUUUGCUUUUACAAAUGUUAAGGAAAUGGUUCCAACAUUCGUUCAAGCUGGCCAUAAAUUAAAAAAUAUCUGGAUGAAACAAAUUGGUAACAAGAAAGAGGAAAGAAUUACGAUUACAGUAUUAAUUCCAAAGAUAACCUUAGAUGUUAUUGGUCACGUUGGGUUUAAUUACGAAUUCAAUUCUACAACUUCAGGCUCUGAAUUAGCUCGAGCAUACCAAACAAUUGUUGACCAAAAUUGUUCGCUUUUAUACAUGGCACUUGCUAGUUACUUACCAUUUAUAAGAAAAUUACCAACUGAUCAUAAUAACAAAUAUUUUGACUCUGUUAAAGUUAUCAAUAAUGUUUCCGAAAAACUGAUUGCCGAACAAAAAAAUAGUCCAGUUCGAGGAAAAGAUUUAUUGUCAUUGUUAAUAAAGUCAAAUGAAAACUUGCCAGUUAUGACAUUACUCCUAGCUGGACAUGAGACCACUAGUGGUGCACUAUCUUGGGUACUAUAUUUUCUUGCAAAAAAUCCUGAUGUUCAGGAGCGUCUUCGUAAAGAAGUGCUUGACAUAUUACCCGAUCGUAAUCGUCAUCCAACUAUUGAUGAGAUUGAACAUUUGAAAUAUUUAGAAUUGCCUGCGAUCCGUCGUUGUACUUCUAAAGAUGAAAUCAUGAACGGUUACUUGAUUCCAAAGAAUACCCCGUUGUGGAUUCCUAUCUACGCAAUCCAUCAUGAUCCUUUAAUUUGGGGUGAUGACGCUGACUAUUUUAACCCAUCUCGAUGGCUUGAUCCAGAAGUAAAAUCAAGAGUAACAAGUAGUAAUUUCUUACCUUUUAGCGCUGGUCCAAAAAAUUGUUUAGGGAUGAAGAUGGCACAAUUGGAAUUUAAAUCUAUUUUAUCGGUUCUUAUUAGAAAUUUUGAGUUUAAAUUAGUUGAAGGCUUUACCUUUAAAAAGCUCCUUACUGGUAUAUCUAAACCUGUUCCUGGACUUGAUUUAUGGGUUUCAAAACUGGAUUAUUAA